AUGUCUAAGAAAUGGGUUUCAGUUCUUCUGCUGCUACAGCUGAGUUGUUAUUUUAGCCCAAGGAGUUGUGGAAAGGUGCUGGUGUGGCCCACAGAAUAUAGCCAUUGGAUCAAUAUAAAGGUAAUCCUGGAUGAACUUGUCCAGAGAGGUCAUGAAGUGGUUGUUCUGACAUCUUCAGUUUCCAUUCUUAUUAAUCCCAAUGAAUCAUCUGCUAUUAAAUUUGAGAUUUAUCCUACAUCUUUUGAAAAAGAUCAUUUUUUGCAUCUUUUAAAGAAUACGCUCAAUAAAUGGAUAUAUGAUAUGCCAAAAGAGACAUUUUGGACAUAUCUUUUACAAAUGCAAGAAUUACUUAAUGAAUAUUAUGAGUCUCUUAGAAAGCUCUGUGAAGAUACCGUUUUGAACAAGAAACUUAUGACAAAACUACAAGAAUCAAGGUUUGAUGUCGUUCUUGCUGAUGCCAUUGGACCUUGUGGUGAGCUACUGGCUGAGAUGCUUAAAAUACCUUUAGUAUACAGUCUCCGCUUCUCUUUUGGCUUUGCAUUUGAAAAGCAUAUUGGAGAACUUCCACUCCCUCCAUCCUACGUACCCGUUACCAUGUCACAAUUAACAGAUAAAAUGACAUUCAUGGAGAGGGUAAAAAAUAUGUUAUAUGUGCUUUAUUUUGACUUCUGGUUUCAAGCACUUGAUGAGAAGAAGUGGAAUCAGUUUUACAGCAAAGUACUAGGUAAACCCACUACAUUGUAUGAAACAAUGAAGAAAGCUGAAAUGUGGCUCAUUCGAACUAAUUGGGAUAUGGAAUAUCCACACCCACUCUUGCCACAUUUUGAAUAUGUUGGAGGACUUCAUUGCAAACCCGCUAAACCCCUGCCUAAGGAAAUGGAAGAAUUCACACAGAGCUCUGAAGAAAAUGGUAUUGUGGUGUUUACUCUGGGGUCAAUGGUCAAUAACAUAACAGAAGAAAGAGCUAAUAUGAUUGCAUCAGCCCUUGCCCAGAUUCCACAAAAGGUUAUAUGGAGAUUUGAUGGCAAAAAACCAGACACCUUAGGGCCAAAUACUCGUCUCUAUAAAUGGAUUCCCCAGAAUGAUCUUCUUGGUCAUCCAAAAACCAAAGCCUUUAUAACUCAUGGUGGAGCCAAUGGCAUCUAUGAGGCGAUCUACCAUGGAAUCCCCAUGAUUGGCAUUCCUUUGUUUGCGGAUCAAGCUGAUAAUGUCAGUCACAUGAAGGCCAAAGGAACAGCUGUCAUAGUGGACUUUAACACAAUAUCUACUACCAAUUUGCUCAAGGCAUUGAAGACAGUCAUUUAUGACCCCUCCUAUAAAGAGAAUGCUAUGAAAUUAUCAAGAAUUCACCAUGAUCAGCCAAUGAAACCUCUGGAUCGAGCAGUCUUCUGGAUCGAAUUUGUCAUGCGCCACAAAGGAGCCAAACACCUGCGGCCAGCCUCCUAUGACCUAAACUGGUUCCAGUACCACUCUUUGGAUGUGAUUGGGUUCCUGCUGGCCUGUGUGACAACUGCUGUAUUUGUCAUCACAAAAUUUUGCCUGUUUUGUUGUCAUAAGUUUGCUAAAACAGGAAGGAAGGAAAAAAGGGAGUAG
Messenger RNA from Pteropus alecto (black flying fox), 1593 nucleotides. Its product is annotated as UDP-glucuronosyltransferase 2B31. Lineage: Eukaryota; Metazoa; Chordata; Mammalia; Chiroptera; Pteropodidae. The record is from RefSeq and is a predicted model, not a curated record. Gene Ontology annotation, molecular function: UDP-glycosyltransferase activity. The coding region runs from base 1 to 1593 and encodes 530 amino acids. The transcript has 6 exons.